AAAGAAAACGCGUAAAUGCAGUAUGGUGAAAUCUACUCAACGGAUUCAGACAGUUUUCGUUGGAGGACAGCACACGUACCUUUCAGAGCGUCAGCAUGUGCGGGGGACCAUGAAAGCAUCCUCUUUCCUCUCUUCAGGACGUCUCUGACGUCGGUAACAGCAGAAACAGAAGCCAUGGAUGCUUCUAAGGAUGAAGCUGCCGCUGACUUUUGCCCUCGGUCAUAUCAGCUGGAGCUAUUCAACUGUGCCCUAAAGAAGAACUCUAUACUUGUCCUUGGCACUGGGUCAGGCAAAACUUUCAUCUCAAUCCUGCUAAUCAAAGAGCUAGGGCAUCAGAUUCGAGAGUCCCUUAAAGGAGGAAGCAAAAGAACUGUGUUUGUGGUGAACACAGUACCACUUGCAUAGGCAGCA
Messenger RNA from Penaeus monodon (black tiger shrimp), 411 nucleotides. Its product is annotated as endoribonuclease Dicer homolog 3a-like. Gene Ontology annotation, molecular function: ATP binding; DNA binding; hydrolase activity. Gene Ontology annotation, cellular component: cytoplasm. The transcript has 3 exons. The coding region runs from base 16 to 405 and encodes 129 amino acids. NCBI's taxonomy places the organism in Eukaryota, Metazoa, Arthropoda, Malacostraca, Decapoda, Penaeidae. The record is from RefSeq and is a predicted model, not a curated record.